GGUAGUUGGAUACCCAACGGAGGGGGACAAGUGCUCCUGGUGUUUUCCACUUCCACUUGUUCAGUCCCAGAGCCGGCCCCAGACGGCGAAUAAUCAUCCAAGAAAUUUUCUAAACACUCUUUCAUGAUUCAUCUAAUAAUUCAUUCAGUGACUCCGUCGACCAAUUCCUAAUUAUUCCUGUGGUGAUUGAAAAAGUGAUUUUUUUUUCAUCCCCUGGUACCGUUGGAGAUUGUGAAAAUAGUGGUGGUUGUGAACAAGUGCGGAUUCAUGUAAGCUUUGGAGUACAACAGGAGGAGAAGACCUCGGCGGGAUUUUCAUUCGACGAAGCUCCAAACAUGCUCGAGAGGAGAUGGCUACUGCUCACACUCUACGGGAUUUUCUUGGCCUUCGCUGUGUCAGAUGCUGUGAAAGCAAGCAGACAAAAAUUCAAAAUAGCAACAACCAGCACAACAACUGAAGAGCCUAAUAAUGGCGAAGACGUUGAGGCAACAACUCUGUCGGGAGAUGUUAAUGCAACAACUGGUCACACCUUGACUGGUAUACCACAGAUUGAUUACAUAUGGGAUCCAAAUUUACCACGUGAACUCAAUGGUUACAAUCUCAGUGAAUAUCCAUUCUACGAUAGUAUACCCAAGGAAAUUGACUUCAAGUGUGACGGAUUGCAUGAUGGUUUUUAUGCCAGUGUGCCACACAAGUGCCAGGUGUAUCACCAUUGUCUCUAUGGCACGCGCUAUGACUUCCUCUGCGCGAACUUUACCGCGUUCGAUCAGAAGACAUUCAUAUGUCAUUUUGCGUCAGAGGUUGACUGCGCCAAUUCCAAGAAGUACUGGCACAGGAAUGAUGCCCUUUAUAAAGCAGCUAGUACCACCCCACCGCCCACGCCCUCAACAACAACGACCGUGAGAACAACAACGACGACAUUACCACCACCAUCGGGUGAAGGUAAUCGUCCAACAAGAAGGAGACGACCCUUCCGAAGACGCCCGGCAUAUGACUACUACGAGGAGGAUUACUACGAUGAUGAGUUUGAUCGUCCAAGGGGCCGAGGCAGUUACGACAGACGAGACGAUUACGAUUACGAGGAUCGCAAGUACAUGAGAAGAGAUCGUGAUCGCGAUCGUGAGUUCAGAGAUCGUGACAGGGAGUACCGAGAAAGAGAUGUGCCACGCAGAGAGAAUGAUCGGCCCGAGAGACCGGCGAGGGACGAGAGGGAUCCAGCGAUGGUCAGCCCUCGGGAGAGAUUUCACAUGAAGAAUAAUAGGAGGGAGCCAGCGAGACCGUUGAGGGAUCCCAUUCACGAGGACAUUAGGCCCAUCAGGACACGUGACCCUGACGACGUCGAGGACGACAGACGAGUCGACGAGCGUCGGUACGAAAAAGUUCCCAUUAAAGAUGAUUACGACGAAGAUCCACCGACAGCACCAUCCGGCCCAACUUCCGUAGAUAGCCUGGUGAAGCCAGCAGCGCCAGCAGCUUCUGUCUACUCACGUCCACGAACACCUCCAAAGAUCCGAAGACCUGUACCACUAUCUGAACAAGAUAGAUUCGCGUACAAAGCAACAUCAGUUCAACCACCCGCUGCAGGCGAAGCCCGAAAGCGUCCGACCGAAGCACCACUCCCCGAUGAUGACUACUACGAUGACGAACUAGAAGACAUUCGUCCGAGACGACCGAUGCGACCGAGAAGACCGUACAGAGAGCGAGAGAGAACAUUCUACGAUGCGCCGAGGGACAUGCGAGACCGCGAACGUGAUCGACCCUUCAGGAGUCGAUAUCGCGACGAGGACGACGAGAUCAGACCGAGGAAGCAUCAGGAACGCCCGAGGGAUAGAUACUACGAGCGCAGCAGAGAUAGAGCAUUGGAUAGAGGUAAAGAUAGGGCAGCUGAACGAGAAUUGAGACCGGUGGGAAGACGUCCGCUGGACAGAGAGGAGAAGGAGGAUCGCGUGACGACUGGAAGGGACAAAGAUAUCCCAGAAGAGAUCAAAGAGCCUAGGAAAUCUUACAAGCAAGGGGAGACAACCACAACAACAAGUACAACAACGACAACUACGACUACAACAGUGCGACCGGAAACUACGAGACCACCUGCAGAGCCUGAGAAGCAUCUCUUGGACGAUGAUUACACCCUGAGAGCAAUCCCUCCAAAAGCUGAGAAGCCGUCGUCUGAUCAUCAAGCGAAAACAGGACGUGUGAAAACCGAGGACUACUCCGAUGACUACUACGAUGAGCCAGAGUACCCACCUUCCCCACCGCCAAGGACAGCUGUGAGAAUCGUGAAACGUCCGUUCCUACCGUCACGUGGAGGUAAUCCGAAUCCUAGAGGAUUGUACCCGGUAGGUGGGAAGGCACCUGAACUUAGGAAGGAGGUGAAUCACUCGAAGUCUGAGAAGACAGGGGAUGACCAGCGGAAUUCAGGAGUCGAUGACAAGCGAGUUUACGAUGCUUACAAGGUGAUUCAGGCUGAUGCGCAGCAGAAGAGGCCUGACUUUGAGAGAACUGUCGUUAGAAGACCUGUUGAGGCUGCCAGGGAGGGGGAUGCUAUUCAGGUUGAUAAUGCUGGCUUCAACGGUGUACAGAGAAGGCCUGAUGAGGACGACAGCGAGAGGAAGCCAGCGGUGCCUUGGAACGGAGAGGAAGUUCAUCGAGGCCACACAGAGAGUUCCAGCUCUUACGGGUCUUCUUACACUACUGAAGCGAACAGGGUUGACGUCACUGGACCAAGUGGACCUGGAGGCAAGCAGAGGAUCAAUGAAGUGUCCCAUCAACUUCAGGACAUCCCUGAGAGCGAAUACGAUGUGACCCUCAAUGAAGCACUGACACCGGCAUUCAAUCAGGAGUCGAGUCUUCCGAGUGGUUUCGUUCUGCCACUUCAUAGACAGCUGAAUCGAGAUCCUGUUAUUCAGUCUUCGGAGAAUAAUUACAAGAUUUCGAGGCCUUAUAAUGCACAGGGGGCGCAACAGGGUCAGAAGAGCUUUGUUCCUAGCUCGCAGUUUCUUCCGCUUGCCAGGAUUCCGGGUAAUGACGAGAGGUCUGGGUCUGUACAAUACUACAGGACUCCUGAGGCUGUUCAUGGGGCGAGCCAGUACAGACCGUCCAGGGCACCGUGGCACGAUUACACUGGAUACUGAGGACAAUUACGCAUCCUUUGAUUGAUUGAUUCAUUAAAUCGCUUGGAGACCUAGGUGUAAGUGGAACUAUCAGAGCAGAUGGGGGAUUUUGCGCUGAAGUGGAGGAUUUGGAAAUCAUAAUUGUGGAUAGCAGCUGAUGUUGCUUGCACUACACUUUGCGAAUAAAUCAUUACGAUCCUUUCUCCUUCUAAAGUGAAAACACUAUCAGUGAUAAUUAUUUUCGACUUCUAGUUGAUAAGUUCUUAAGGUCUGUCUCAUUAAUGAUUAGAUUUUUUUUAAAACUCCUUUCAAAGUAUCAACUUUUGGGGGGGGGGGGAUGAAUCCUUGUAAAUACUCAAUCAUCUGAUGAUUAAUGAUUAGUUUUCUAUCCUUUCUGUCUCCUUUUUCUUCUCGUUUAAAUUAUUUUACAUCUCCUUGGUCCGCGAAUGAGAGCGUCGUCAUGAUGUAUGUCAUUUUACUUUAUGUAAAUUAUGUCAAUAUGAUAAUAAAGUUUAGUGUUGUCUUGAA
Molecule: messenger RNA, 3638 nt
Organism: Diachasma alloeum
Lineage: Eukaryota; Metazoa; Arthropoda; Insecta; Hymenoptera; Braconidae
Exons: 8
Coding region: 336-3131 (931 amino acids)
Cellular component (GO): extracellular region
Molecular function (GO): chitin binding
Source: RefSeq, a predicted model, not a curated record